AUGGAUACUAUUGUAUCAAAACUACAAGAGAUUGUAACAAAACAGUUUGAUUAUUAUAACAUGAAAAAAGGUCAACAUAAUGUAACAGUUUCACUGAGUGCUACGAAUCAACUUAAAUUUACAACACUAUAUGAUGUUACUUGUCAAGUCUGUUUAUUAGAUGCUUCACAUAGAGCAAGACUUAUUUUAGGUGCAUAUGGAAUAGAACUACCUAUUAUAUCAGAUAAUGAACUAAAAAUGCCAAAACCACCUAUGUUCAACUUCGGGUAUCAGUUAUAUCUUCGUUCAUCAAUGUCUGUCAUCUCUGGGUUCAAUAAUAUUGACCAAGUUGAUGAUCGAAGAAAGAUCAUGUACAGAUCUACAUGUUAUAACAUCAAUGAGUUCUGGAUACCUGGUAAACCUCUUAUAUGUAAGGAAUCCUCACCAUGGAUAGAUGCAUUUCCUUGGGAACUAACUAAUGUUACGUUUACUUUAGUUGACUUCCAAGAUCAGCCUGUACGAUUAUUGUCACCAAUGUUUAUGGUGAUAGAGAUUAAACCAGAUAAGCCAGAAGUUAGAGAAACCAAUGAUACAGAAUCUUCGUACGAUUAUGAUUACGAUGACGAUUAA
Molecule: messenger RNA, 609 nt
Organism: Trichomonas vaginalis G3
Lineage: Eukaryota; Parabasalia; Trichomonadida; Trichomonadidae
Exons: 1
Coding region: 1-609 (202 amino acids)
Source: RefSeq, a predicted model, not a curated record